Messenger RNA from Schistosoma bovis, 1855 nucleotides. The record is from the annotation of a GenBank genome assembly. NCBI's taxonomy places the organism in Eukaryota, Metazoa, Platyhelminthes, Trematoda, Strigeidida, Schistosomatidae.
UGAGCAUGAGCGGUAUCCUAAAUAACAUCGUCUUGCCGCUCCAUUCGAAUUUCAACCUAAUGUCUUCUCUUGUGGAGGAUCGUCGCAGGUCUAGAAAAUCCGCUCCAGUCAAGAAUGCCGUUUUUUUAGGGGCUAUCAAUAAAGGGCGUUCGCGUAUCAGUCCGUUAGUGACUCAAAGUCCUGUCGAUAAAUUAAGUCAUAAUGUCCGGGAAAAUGGUCAAAAGUUGGAAAUUUCGUCUCAAACAGUAAGAAAUAGCAGGUCAUCUACUCAGAAAGUCAGCCCAUCGACCCCUUUCCGCAUGUCUACGCCUGUUAGGAACUGUGAGACAACUCCUAGAUACAGAACCCGGCACCGAUCUAAAGAGGAAUGCAAUGACCACAACAGAUCACGAAGCAUUUUGUCCUCGAUUGGAAGUCGCAGAAAAUUCCAUCCAAACUACGACCCACUUAUUGAAAUCAGGCGCGCUCAGGAACGCCUCGACCGCUAUCGCACUCAAGGAGACUGGAAAGUCGAUAUGCUGUUGUCCGACGAUGCAGACGAAGAUCUGAGUCGAUAUGAAGAAAAACUGAAACGAAGAUUAACAGAAAAAGGGGAAACACAGCAACCUAUUGAACUUGAAAGGAGGCAAAUGGAAUUGUUGAGGAGGCAGAAGGACAUUGAUAUGGGAAAAGUGACAGAACGCUACGCUGAAUAUGUGUUGAGUAUCCCAAAACCUGAGCGCCAGAAGUAUCAUCCUCGUACUCCCAACAAGUUCCGUAAAGUUUCUCGCCGUGCAUGGGAUGGGAUGAUUCGGAAGUGGCGCAAACAUUUACAUAAUUUCGAUAAUCUUAAUUUUGAAGAUACUUGGCGUUCCUUAUCAACUGAUCUCUCGAGUAAUUUUUCUGGUUCAUCAUGGGUUUUGGAAAGUGGUGCAUCUAGUGACACUGAAAAUAUAAACCCAGAGGAAUAUCAUAUUGCUUUAGUAAACCAUAGCCAACCUCUGUCUCGUACAUUUCUAAGUCCAAAGGAUCUUACAGCGUCACCAACUAUUAACGUUUCAUACAGCCGUCAUCAGUAUCGUAAGUACGAUGAAGAUGAAGAUACAUUACAAUCGAAUCCAAGACACUGUAAAGAAGAGGAACGUUUUCCAACUAUUGCACCUAAAGAGGAAGAGGAGGACACUUUGACUGGUUCGUCUAGCAUUCAUGAAAACCGAAGAAUAACGCGAAAUUCUAAGUGGGUUUACACUGUUUUUUUCUAAUUUGCCGAUUUGAUUGCAUAUUAUAUCGCAAGUUUGACUGAUAAUGAACCCAUAAAUUGUUACACAUAGAUAAAUUCAUUUUGUAAAUGGUAAAUCACUUAUGUAGGCUCAUUUCUCUGUGUACUUGAUUGAUUAUUUAUUUCUAUCAUCAUAUGUGACCAUACAAAAUAGCAUUUUUACUUAUUUUUCUGAUAUUUUGAUUACUGAAAUGUCAAACUGCCAAACAUUGUGUGAAAAGCUUCCGUAUAUUUAACCAAACCGUUGAUACAAUUGGACAGUCCAAGUUUCAAACAGAGACCUUUGUUUGUAAUUAGAAGUAACACUAAAUAGUCUCAUUCAAGUUGAAACACAAUCAUUAGAAAUCAGAAAACUUGCAACAUUAGUCAACAGAAGUGUAUAUGUUAUGAAAUUUUUUCGAAAAUAGACACAAAUAAGGAAUAGAAUGUUUAAAAACUGUAACAAUGAGAAUAUUAGUCAUAAAAAAGUACAAUUACAAUCACUUUUAUGUAACAUUUAUCUAUCCAAACUACUAAUGUUUUAAAUUUCGUUGCCAGUAUAUCAGAUUUUGAUUAUUCAUGUUAUCUCCUAUAGAAUGCUUUCUGGGCCUUCUGCCG